This is a messenger RNA of Scleropages formosus (Asian bonytongue), 3174 nucleotides long. RefSeq names its product potassium voltage-gated channel, Shal-related subfamily, member 1 (gene kcnd1). Lineage: Eukaryota; Metazoa; Chordata; Actinopteri; Osteoglossiformes; Osteoglossidae. Gene Ontology annotation, cellular component: voltage-gated potassium channel complex; postsynaptic membrane; neuronal cell body. Gene Ontology annotation, biological process: action potential; protein homooligomerization; potassium ion transmembrane transport. The record is from RefSeq and is a predicted model, not a curated record. The transcript has 7 exons. Gene Ontology annotation, molecular function: protein binding; A-type (transient outward) potassium channel activity. Bases 935 to 2836 code for a protein of 633 amino acids.
AGAAGCCAGAGCAGACUGUUACAGUCACUCCUGUACUUUCUAUGUAGGAUGUGGCACAACUGCAGCAGUGGAUCUGCUUCUCGGCUCUUAAUUUUCCCUUCAUAUUUUCUACCUCCUCUGCUCCAUCAAACUGGAUCUUUUCUGCCACAUCAUCUCCAGCACCACACAUAACAGAAGGUACAUAGAAGGACAGCCAUACAAGGAACGGCAAUGACUAAACGACAAACUUUUUCAUUUACAAAGCCUUUCAGGCGGCAGGAAAGCUGAAUAAACACUAGACCGAAAAGAGGGAAAACGAGACACCAUAUCACCCGAGCUGGAGAGCUACAUGUCGGUGGAGAGCGACAGGAAAAUUGUCUAUCUUGCAACUUUGGAAACCAUCAUCAUAAUUUAAUUUGAAUCUGAAACGCCACAGCACUGCAUCAAAUCUGUCUUUGAAGAGGGAGAGGCAGCAAGAGCGGACACCUAAACCAAACCAUUCCUGGAGGCCUUUUGUUGUAUUUUUACAAGUCACACAUUGUUUCUAAGAUACCCAGUGAUGAGUAGCCCAAUGGUAUUUUGUGUGGAUUUAUAAAUUAACCCACACUUUGCACUUUCCGUAGUUUCAAAGUCCGUUUUUUUCUUGUUCUUCUCUACAGACCCAUGUUUCAGAUUUAACACCUUUAUGUGUUCAGUUGUUCCCUUUCCCGACUUGCAAUGAUGAAAACACUCCAGCACCCUCCGCACGCUUUAAAAUUGCUAAUCUUCAAGAAACUUUGAGAGAGAUACAAGUAGGGAAAUACCAUUUCCAGUCCCACAAUUCGAAUGAUCAGAUUGCAAAGGCUUACCCUUUUCCUUUUGAUUCGAAAAGGUCUGCUGUUCAGCUAACUAUUCAGUUCCCCACCCAUUAGAAGUCAGAUCUGUUCCAGUUGGAAGCCAAGCUACUGAAGCAAACAUGGCAGCUGGAGUAGCAACAUGGCUCCCCUUCGCUCGGGCAGCUGCUGUGGGUUGGCUCCCACUGGCCAAGAAGACAAUGCCCAAACCACCUGUGGACAAGAAGAGUCGCAACGAUGAGAUCUUGUUUGUCAACGUGAGUGGGUUGCGCUUCCAGACGUGGAAGAACACUCUUGACCGAUAUCCCGACACUCUGCUGGGCAGCUCAGAAAAGGAGUUCUUCUACAAUGAAGACACCCAGGAAUAUUUCUUCGAUAGAGACCCUGAGAUGUUCCGUCACAUACUCAACUUCUACCGCACAGGCAAGCUGCACUACCCCCGGCAUGAAUGCAUUCAGGCCUUUGACGAGGAGCUGGCCUUCUAUGGCAUUGUGCCUGAGAUCAUUGGUGACUGCUGCAUGGAGGAGUAUCGUGACCGCAAGAAGGAGAACCAAGAGCGGCUAGCAGAGGACACUGAGGCUGAAAUGGCAACUGAUGCCCCUUUGCCCCCUGGCAGCACUUCGCGUGAGAGGUUGUGGAGGGCUUUUGAAAACCCACACACCAGCACUAUGGCCCUAGUCUUCUACUAUGUCACUGGCUUCUUCAUUGCAGUUUCUGUCAUUGCCAAUGUAGUGGAGACUGUCCCCUGCCGACCACUUAAGGGGAGUGUGAAGGACCUCCCGUGUGGUGAGAAGUACUCUCUAGCCUUCUUCUGCAUGGACACGGCCUGUGUGCUCAUCUUCACCUUUGAGUACCUGAUGAGGCUCUUUGCAGCACCCAGUCGCUGCAAGUUCAUGCGCUCGGUCAUGAGUGUGAUCGAUGUGGUGGCAAUCAUGCCCUACUACAUUGGCUUGGUUAUGCCAGAGAACGAGGAUGUAAGCGGGGCCUUUGUCACCUUGCGUGUUUUUCGGGUCUUCCGUAUCUUCAAAUUUUCUCGCCACUCGCAGGGGCUGCGCAUUCUGGGCUACACACUUAAGAGCUGUGCUUCAGAGUUGGGCUUCCUGCUCUUCUCCCUCACCAUGGCCAUCAUCAUCUUUGCUACCGUCAUGUUCUAUGCUGAAAAAGGCACUAAAGGCACAAACUUCACCAGCAUCCCCGCUUCAUUCUGGUACACCAUUGUUACUAUGACUACACUGGGAUAUGGAGACAUGGUCCCCAACACCAUCGCUGGCAAGAUCUUUGGUUCUAUCUGUUCCCUGAGCGGUGUGCUGGUGAUCGCUCUCCCAGUUCCUGUCAUUGUCUCCAACUUCAGCCGCAUUUACCAUCAGAACCAGAGGGCAGACAAGAUGCGGGCACAGCAGAAAGUCAGGCUGGCAAGAAUUCGGCUGGCUAAGAAAGGCACCACUAAUGCUUUCCUGCAGUAUAAAGAGCAAAGAGGGAUACAGGACGGCGACAGUGACAGCACAGCUUUAUGCGUGAAGAACAGGUCCUCCUUCGAACACCAACACCAUCAUCUGCUGCACUGUCUGGAGAAAACCACGAACCACGAGUUCACGGACGAGCUGACCUACAGCGAGAUGUGCAUGACGGAGUCGGUGGGCUACCGCACCAGUCGCAGCACGUCUCUCUCCAGCCAGCAGGGCCUUUCCUCAUCUUGCUGCCCGCGGAGGGCUAAGCGGCGGGCCAUCCGCCUGGCCAACUCCACCGUGUCCGUCAGCAGAGGCAGCGUACAGGAGCUGGACACACUGCAGGUGCAGAAGAGCGCCACCGGCCACCAGAGCCGCUCCAGCCUCAAUGCCAAGACCGAAGACAUGAAACUGAACUGCGAUGACAGGGACUUCACUGCGGCCAUCAUCAGCAUCCCCACCCCCCCAGCCAACACUCCCGAUGAGAGCCUGCCGCCCUCACCGGGCAUCCCCGGUAUCCUGCGCAACUCCCGCUCCAGCACCUACACCCAGGAAACGGUGAAGAUCUCCUCAUUAUAAUGGUCCCAAGCACAGGAGCUCCCCCUAUCGCACACAGAAAGGAAGAUGCUGAAACGCUGGCGAACUCGAGACGAUGGUCCCCUCUUGACUCUGGGGCGAACGCGUCGUUCCAAACAAAAGAGCAACGUUUAGGGAAAAGUUACACUUCCGAUUUGCAGAAAACAAAAAAAAAGUUAUGUCAUGUGAAUCACAUUUUAACGAGCACAGAACGUGUGCUGGAGGAGUUUUUGAGUAGGUUUCGUCACGGGGUGUUUGUCAGGGGCCAACAAUGACACCUGAAUGAAGAAGAAGAAGAAAAAAAUACUGUGGCGAGAGACACUGAUCAAGUCUUGGUUUUG